Molecule: messenger RNA, 2445 nt
Organism: Colletotrichum orchidophilum
Lineage: Eukaryota; Fungi; Ascomycota; Sordariomycetes; Glomerellales; Glomerellaceae
Exons: 3
Coding region: 1-2445 (814 amino acids)
Biological process (GO): DNA-templated transcription; regulation of DNA-templated transcription
Cellular component (GO): nucleus
Molecular function (GO): zinc ion binding; DNA binding; DNA-binding transcription factor activity, RNA polymerase II-specific
Source: RefSeq, a predicted model, not a curated record
AUGUCGUCCUCGUCGGACAUUGCCCAAUUCACGUCCGUCUUCCGCGCCCAGUCUCUAUCCGACGGCCAGCGCAGGGUGACCAGGCGCAACCGCCAACCCGUCUCGUGCCUCCCCUGCCGCGCGCGGAAGCUCCGAUGCGAUCGCGCCCUCCCGUGCGGUGCGUGCGCUAGGCGCGGGAGCGAGGAGGGGUGUAAGUUUGGGGCUGCUGCUGCCUCUGCCUCGACUACGCUAGGCGAUGCUGGUGUACUUGCUGCUUCUGGAAAUAUUGCUGUUUCUGGGGGAAACAUUGGAAAUGCUCUGAGCUCGCACACCCGAGGUAACGGAAUUCGAGCUGCUGCCACUUCAGACGGAGCUCCUCGUCGUCGUGGCGGGAGUGGGACCGGACAGCAGCCGCGUCCGGAAGUCCACUUCCGCCUCCGGAAGCUGGAGGACAUGGUCCAGGAUCUCGUCAGGAGGGGCAUGACUGCAUCCAAAGACCGGGAUCGGAACGCUGCCGCGCCGGUGCCGGUAUCGGGACCCACUGUCUCCACCGGGGUCGGUAAUACCGUGCCGACGCCGCCGACAGACUCGGAACCCCGGAGUGAAAGCAGCAACGGUAGUGGCGACUCACCCGCCCCGAUCCCAAUCGACGGAGACGACGCCUACUACGGCGCAACGCACUGGACGGCCCUCCUCCACCACAUCCGCGAGAUCAAAACGGCCCUCGAGCCGGACCUGACCAUCGCCCCCGAACCACCCGAAGGCGGGGCCUGCUCCAUCGGCCCAGACUUCCUCUUCGGCGCCGUCGCCCCCGUCUCCCUGCCAGAAGUGCUGUACAGCCUCCCACCGCGGCAGGACCUUGACAAACUGCUAAGCGUGUACUUCAACGCCCGGUUCAUCGCUGUGCCCUUUAUCCACGUCGGCCGCUUCCAGCGCGAGUACGACGCCUUCUGGGCCGACCCUGAGACUACGAGCUGGCUCUGGAUCAGCAUCCUCUUCUCCAUCGUAUCCAACGCCACCGUCAUCGUCCGCGGCAAGGGCAACGCGGAAGCGCUGGGCCUCGGCCGCGGGAAGCUCAAGGAGGCGUCGGCGUAUUCGGGCCGCGCGGUGCAAUGCCUCAUUAAGGGGAACUACCUCGCGGCAAAGCCGUACGCCGUCGAGGCCACGCUCCUCGUUGCCUACUCCCGCGUCCUCGGCAGCAGGGACAUGGACCCGAUCCUCUGGAACAUGUUUGGCGUCGCGACGAGGCUGGCGCAGCGGCGGGGGUACCACCUCGAGCCGACGCACCUCUCGAACCGGUCGAUAUCCCCUUUUGAUGCCGAGAUGCGCCGCCGCGCGUGGUUCUACUGCGAGGCUUUUGACCUCCUUCUCUCUUUCCAGCUCGGCGUGCCGGCCAUUGUCCACGACGGCGACAACGACGCCCGCGGGCCCGAGAAUCACCCGGACGAGGACUUUGACGAGGACACGGAGACCAUGCCACCGCCGCGGCCGCCCAUCGAGGCGACCCCUUCGCUCUACUAUUGCUGGAAGGCCAAGCUCUGCCGCAUCCUGAGGAGGGUCAUCCGCCACGCGCUGUCUCCCGCGCAGCCGGCCUACGCCGAGACCGCCGCGCUCAACGACACCUUGCACGCCUGGCACGCUUCGCUCCCGCCGGUGCUACGCAUAAGGCCGAUUCGGUCGACAGGCUUCGCGGAGCAGAACUACACCAUUAUGCAGCGACUGAUGCUCGAGCUCAUGUACAGUAAAGCGCUAUGCGUUCUGCACCGGGCCUACCUGAGCAGGGAUAAGGGGUACGACGACCCGCGGUUCGCGUCGUCGCGGGAGAUUUGCCGGGCUGCGGCGCUGCGGGUCUUGGAUUUGCAUGCCGAGUUUGAUCGGGAGGCGAGUCCCGGCGGGAGGUUGUUUGAGGAUCGGUAUAUGCUGAGUAGCCUGACGCUACACGAUUUCAUGAUUGCUGCCAUGGUUGUUUGUUUGGAUUUGAACGAGAGCACGGAUACGAGUGACGAGGACUACGAGCGAAAGAUGGACGCCCUCAGGACGGCAAGCGAGAUUUGGGCAAGCCGUUCGGACUACUCCAAGGACGCGAGGCACGCGACCGCGGUCCUGAGGGCCAUGGUCCAGCGGCUGUCGCGUCAGAGGAAGUGCGUGGCUCAACAGCGGACCGAUUUUGCGAUGAUGACGACGCCAGCGAUAGCUUCCACCACAGGCGGUAGCGUCAACAGCACGUACGGAGACCCGACCCUAUUCAGCGAGUCGUCGAGUCUGCACGUUGGGUUUGGAGAUGUCGCUGGCAGUCUUGGUCAGGGGCAGGGUCCAAGUGAUGGGGCGUAUCAGGUUGACGAAUUUGAUUUCAUGGCGUUGGACAAUGCGUUGAACGAUCCUGCCAGCGUGGACUGGAGCCUGCUGGACCAGUACUUGAUGCUGGAUCGGACUGGGCAGUUGGCGAUGGACGUUUCUCUUGAAUAG